Molecule: messenger RNA, 671 nt
Organism: Kockovaella imperatae
Lineage: Eukaryota; Fungi; Basidiomycota; Tremellomycetes; Tremellales; Cuniculitremaceae
Exons: 3
Coding region: 165-569 (134 amino acids)
Source: RefSeq, a predicted model, not a curated record
UCAGAGGUCAUUCGAGUAUCGCAUGAUAUUGCUGAUAGCGGACCCCAUGGAGGAGUGCAUGAGCAGUCUGCCAUCCCUGACUGACAACUGUUCCAACCUCCGCUCAAGUGCAUAAAGUUUUUGGGAAGAAGUUCCUAAAAGUCUUUGUUUGUUUCCGUCCAUGGAUGAGAGCAAGCCUGAGAAGGCUCCAGGAGAGAUACUGUCACUCAGCUCUAUUGAGCUCCCUGUGUCUAGCACAGUGUACAAGACCUAGCGCAAGGCAUAUUCGUCCUACGAGAGCUGUUCCAUUCGUUCGCCGGACCGACCGACGCCUGUCCACGUCUACUGUACUCCCUCAACUCCAUAUCAAGCUUACCGUCGUCCACCGGACAACUCGGUCAGAGGAUAACGAUGGUAUUGGGAAACCUGAGGUGACUGAGUCUAUUGGCGAUCCAGCCAAAACAGAGAGCGGGAGGAGCAACAUGCCUAAAGCAGCUUGGUAUGCCGUCCAUACCGGUCGAAGACCCGGUGUCUAUUCCUCGUGGUCAGAAGCUGAAGCCCAAGUGAAGGGAUUUAACGGGUUGUUCUAGGGCAAAAUUCAAGCGCUUCGCUCAAGAGAGCCAGGCAAGGGACUUUCUAACGUCUGAUGGAUCAUACACCAAACCCUAUCCGCCAGCUCAAAGGGAGCGCCC